Molecule: messenger RNA, 595 nt
Organism: Thecamonas trahens ATCC 50062
Lineage: Eukaryota; Apusomonadida; Apusomonadidae
Exons: 2
Coding region: 52-522 (156 amino acids)
Source: RefSeq, a predicted model, not a curated record
CCCACCACCACCACCACCCACCACCGCCACCACUACCGCAUACACACACCCAUGUCGUCCUUCUCCAUUGUUUCCGUCUCGCUCUCGGACGACCUGUCCACCCCGCCCGAGUCCGAGUCGUCGCUCACCCUGCUCGAGUACCCCAUAUGCCGCAAGUGCUGCAUCUCGCGGGAGGAGCGAGUGACACACAAGGAGGCUAUCAAGCGGCAGCGGCGGAUCCGCGCACUUCGUGCGGGCCAGCCUGACCCGUAUCCACCCAAGGACGGCAAGUGCGCGUGCUGGGCAAGGCGAUGCCCGGCCGAGUGCGUCGUGUGGGACUGCUGCCGCCCGGCACCCGCAACCGCCAAGCCGCAGAUCCGGUCGGCGGCCAAGCGCAAGCCGGUCCACGACGAGUGCUCCUACUCGCCGGAGCCGCUCUCCUACUCGUCGUCGUCGACCGAGUGGGAACUCUUCCACGACCUGCGCAAGGCAGGCGGCAAGAGCACCGCGCGCACCUACAAGUCGUCGCGUUCCAGGCCAUGAUCGCCGCCGCCAUUUAUCGUCGUCGCCGGCGUACGCAUCCAUCCUCGCAGAGUAAAGCCCCCGCUGCAACCGC